CGAACCAUCAUGGCGGACGCGGCACGGCGCUGGAGGGAGCGGAGCGUCAGCGCGAGUUUGUUUACCGCGGUCGCGCUCUGAAGUCGAUGGCCGAUUUGCGCGGGCAGUGCGGGCGAACGGCGCCGUGAAAAAUGAAAGAGAAGCAGAAGAAGAAGAAAGGCAGGACAUGGGCGGAGGCAGCGCGCUUGGUCCUGGAGAAGUACCCUCGCCCUAUGAGCCACAAGGAGAUCCUGCAGGUGAUCCAGAAGGAGGGGCUGAAGGAGAUCAGUGGUACAUCGCCCCUGGCCUGCCUCAACGCCAUGCUGCACACCAACUCACGUGGGGUCGGGGGCAUCUUCUUCAAGGUGCCCGGCCGCAUGGGCGUCUACACGCUGAAGAAGGACGCGGCUGCUGGGCUGGCCAUGGAGGGAGACGAGGUGGGAGAUGAGGAAGAUGGGGAUAACGAGGAGGAUAAUGAGGGCGUAGAGGAAGAGGAGGAAGAGGAGGUUGGGGAAGAAGAGGAGGAGGAGGGAGAGGAGGAGGAGGAGGAAGAAGAGGAGGAGGCGGCGACGGCGGCGGUGGCGGCGGCGGCGGCGGGGGAAGAGGCGGCGGUUGCUGCAGAGGAGGAGGAGGAUGAAGAGGUGAAGAAGGAGGAGAGUGCCAAGGAGGAGCCAAGCAGCUCAUGUGAGUCGGAGGAGCCUGACAAGGCCAAGGAGAAGAAGAGUAAAGUGUCCGGGAAGCCGCCCUCUGAACCCGCGUCCCCAACUCCGUCCACCUGUCCUUCCCCGACGCUGACUGCUGGCAAGGUCAUGUCUCCCUCGCAGCAGCACAGCAAGCGGGCCGUCAAGCAGGCCCUGAAGCAGCAACAGCAGCAGAGGAAGCGUCGCUCGGGUCUCCCAGUGUCGCCCGGGAAACCCAUCCCACGGAUCAUCCUCAAGCCGCUCAAGGGACCCGGGCAGCAGAGCCAGGCUCCCGCCGCGUACGAGGUGAAGCAGACGGACGGGACGCUGGGGGCAGCGCGUGCCGACGGGGAGAGCACGGCCGCCGAGGAUGAGGAGGAAGAAGAGGAAGAGGAGGAGGAGGAAGAGGUGCCAGGACCCGAGAAUAAAGAGCCGCCCACCCCAGCCGUGGCUCGCCUCACGCGCAAACCACGUCAGAGAACGCGGCGGCUCAGCUCCGGGCAGCUGCGGCGGGCGCGCGAGGGCGACAUCGACGUGGAGACACCCGACUCGAUCCUCGUCAACACCAACCUGCGCGCACUCGUCAACAAGCACACGUUCUGCGCGCUGCCCAUGCACGCCCAGCACCGUCUGCUGGCGCUGCUGCCCGAGGUCGACCGCCAGGUGUGUGCGGACGGGCUGGCGCGGCUCAGCGGGACGGCGCUCAACAAUGAGUUCUUCACGCUCGCCGCGCAGGAGUGGAAGGAGAGGCUCGCAGAGGGGGAGUUUACGCCGGAGAUGCAGCUUCGGAUCCGGCAGGAGCAGGAGAAGGAGAAGCGCAUGGAGCAGUGGAAGGAGCGAUUCUUCGAGCAACACUAUGGCCAGAGGUCAAACCUGACGCUGGACGACCUGGACCAGCUGACCAAGCGCGAGGAGGACGAGGAGGAGGACGAGGAGGAGGAAGAGGAGGACUCGGGCGAUAGCAGCGAUGCCGCCUCGGCGGAGCGUAAGCAGGGGCUGGCGCCAUCCUCUCCACCCCAGGCCCCCGCGGGGAGAGGCACCAGCCCCCGCCCGCCCCGCGAACCCUCACCACUGCCCGUCACGGAAGAGCUGCCCGGCACGGAGGAGAAGGAGGAGGAAGUUAAGGGAGCGGCAGCGGUGGUGGCGCCAGUGGUAGUGGUGGAGCCGGAGGAGCCGGAAGAGCCGGAGGAGGCUGUGGAGUUGGUGCAGGAGCCAGUGCCGGAUAAUCCUGUGCCGAUGGAGGCGUCGAACCCUGAUGCGGAGGACGCGGAGCCAUCGGCAGAGGCUAUGGAGUCAUCGGCGGAGCCAGGGGACGAGGCCAUGGAGUUGGAGCCGAGCGUCUCUGAUGAUGCCCUGAGGACUGCAGAUACCAGCCUCGCGUCCCGCAAUGACGAGCCCUCCCCCACUGCUGCACCCGCUGCACCCGCUGCCUCCGCUGUCCCUGCUGCACCCGCUGCCUCCGCUGCACCCGCUGCACCCGCUGCCCCUGCUGCAUCCGCUGCACCCGCUACACCCGCUGCCCCUGCUGCCCCCAAUACCCCUCCCGCCGUCGCUCCUAAGGCGAAGGCGUCCCCUUCUCCUACCGAGCCUGCGCCCAGCUUCUCUACGUGCCGGACCAGGGAGCGAACCCGGACGCUGCUGCUCUGCCGGCAGCAGGAGGAGGGUGCGCAUGGCGGCGGCGGGGGGGGCGGCGGCGGCGGCCCCGACUUGGCCGCCCCCCUCCAGUACACGGUGGUGGUGUCUACCGCCAGGUCGCCCCCCGCCCACGCGCGGGCGGCGCCACUGGGCCGGGAGGAGCGGCGCGGGUCGGUGUGCGAGGGCGGCAGGCGGAGGGGCAGCGAGGGCGGCGUGGGGCACAGCCCCGAGAGGAAGCGCGCCCGCGUGGAGGAGCGGGAGGGCCCCACCGAGACGCUCAGGGUGCCGCCCAUCAAGAUCCAGCUGAAGCCUCCGCUGGUGAUGGUGGUGCAGAGGACCACGCCCACGGUCACGCCGCCUCCGCAGACCGUGGGUCCCAGCGCCGCCAGCGGGGCGCCGUCCCCCUCGCCGUCACCGGCGGGGCACGGGGCACGCCCUGCGGGGCCCGCGCGCACCCUGGCCGACAUCAAGGCCAAGGCGCAGCAGCUGAGGGCACGCAGGGAGGCGGCUUCGGCGGCCGGAGGGGGAGGAGGAGGCGGGGGAGGAGGAGAUUCCACGGGGUCCGGCAAGGCCCGAACGUCCGCGCAGGCCAAGGCCCACACGCGUGCCAAGCUGAGGGCGCGGGCGCUGCCGGCGCACGCCACGGCGGUGCGGCCCAAGCUGCUGCUGGGAGACUGCGCCCGCAGCGCCGCACACGAGGGUGGCGCCGACACUCGGGUGGACGACGAUCGGACGGCGGAGCGUCGCCCUCGGCCCGGCGAGGCGCUCCCCGUCGCCGGCCCCGCUUCAACGGAGGAUGGCGCCGGCCCCGCGGCACACGCGGCCAGAACUCCAUCGGGAGCCGCGGCGCCGGUCGAGGCGGAGGCGACGACGCCGGCCGUGCAGGUGGCGCCGCGAGAGGAAGGGAGCGGAGUGCUGGGUAGCGCCGGCACGACCGUGUCGGAGCCGCGCGCCGCGUGUUCCGCACCGUCGCCGCUCGCCACGGCGCAGUCGUCCGAAAGUGCCGCCGCCGUCGCAAGCCCCAAGGCCGCCGAGUCGGCGCUGGACCUGUCUCUAGCGAGAGUGGAAAAAGAGCCAUCGCCGCAGCGGGGGGCGCCCGUCCCUGCCGAUAAACCUGUGCCUUCCUCGCCGACCCCUCCGCACCGAUCGGAACUGUCGGACGAGCGGGGCGACCGCCCCACGGCAACGGCGCCGCCGGCGCCACCCCCCACCACCCCCGACCGCGAGCCGUCGCCGCUCGGGUCGCCGUCGCGGCACCGGCGGACCGACGGCGUCGCCGACGACAGCCGGACCCCGAUCGCCACGUCCGAGACGCCCGAGGAGGCCGGCAGCGCCGGCGUGGCCGACGCGGCGCCGAGCUCCCCGGGCGAGGAUCCCACCGGGCUGGCGGUCGGCUCGAGGGCGUCGGCCGAGCAGAGCCCGGCGUCCUCGCGCUGCGCCACCUCCUCCAUCCAGGCGAGCAACCCGCUGGUGACGCAGCUGCUGCAGGGCAGUCUGCCUCUCGAGGUGGUGCUGCCACAGCCCACGGCCGGCGGACAACUGCACAUCACGCCCUUCCAGCCGCCGGCGUCCGGCGCCGACCUCGUGGCCGACAGGAGGCAGCGCCAGUCGCCCAAAGCGCUGACCUCCAGCUCGGCGAGCACCGACUCUCCCCCCGCCGAAGCCGCCAGCGGCCGACAGCCUCGCGGUGACGUCCCCGGCGUCGGUGACGUCCCCGGCGCUGGUGCCACCGCGCCCAACUUCACGCGAAUCCGCUCGCCCCCCGGCACCCCGGAUGGCGCGGCACCGCCGCCGCUCCGCCCUCGCUCGGUCGAGGUGCCAGGGGAGGAGGUGCAGGGCCGGGCCGGGGUGCUGCUGGCGCUGUCUCCUGGCGAGCAGGGCGCCGGCAGCGCCGUGAGCCCCGGCAGCCGGGUGGCGAGCUGGUUGCAGAGCCAGAACGGGUGCGGCGGUGGCGGUGGCCCCGGAACAACCAGGGGACCGGCGGGGGUGGGCCUGGGCCAGCAACUGAUACGGCUGGGGUUGCCAGCGGCGACGGGCCCGCGUGGGGAUGGCACCUGUGCCAGGCCCAACUCGAGGCCGAAGGCCCUCAUGAUGGGACUCAAGCGGUCGCCUCCGUCGGUGAAGCCCGCCGUGUCGGUGCACUACCUGCUCAACACGUCCACCUACGGCAAGAGCCCCGAGCGCAAGAAGGCGCCGGCGCCGCAGGAGAACGGGGAAGCCGGGUCCGGCGAGCAGGACGCAUCUCACCACCCUCCCCAUCACCAACCGCAUCACCCACCUCAUCACCCGCCCCACCACUUGCCCCAUCAUCAUCACCUGUCCCAUCACCAGCUGCAACAGACUCAGAAUCAUCACCAGAAUCGGCAGCACAUUCAGCCCUUCCAGAACCACCAGCAUGGGCAGCAUGGGCAGCAGCAGCAGCACAACCAGCAUGCGGUCGCACAGCCUGCCAUUAAGGUGGAGAGGAGCCCUUCCUCCUCCACUUCCUCCUCCGGCGAGCAGUCCGCGCCGGACCCUCGCCCCGAGUUGGCCAAGCGUCUUCCGAUCAAGACGGAGCUGAGCGCUCGCGAGAUCAACCAAGCGUUGGUGGCCAUGCACCAGCGCUACCAGACGGAAACCGUGGUGAAGGUGGAGGGUGGCGGUGGUGGCGGCGGCAGCGUUGGCGACGGAGGUAAGGACGGCUGCCUGCCAGUUUCGAUGGCGUCGGCGCAGCUCGUGAGCAUCGUGACGAGCGUGCGGGAUGGCCAGGGUGCCAUGGAGCCGGGCCGGGCGGUGCGACUCACGUACCAGAGCCAGCAACAGCAGUUCAACGCCCAUCAGCAACAGCACCAACAGCAGCAGCAUCACCAUCACCAGCAGCAGCAGCAGCGCGGGACGCAGGCCAGCAAGCACCCACAGCACUUUCCGUCGGAUGGUUUGCCUCCGCACCACCAUCACAACCACCCCCACCACCAUCACCACCUUCACCACCAGGGAGUGAACUGCGGACAGCCAGGGGGUGCCGGCGGCGCCGUGCCCGGUUUCCCCGGCGUGGUGCUCAACCACAGCUGCGGCGGCGGCGGCAACCUCCUGUCCUUCAGCGCGUCGGUGACGGCCAUCUCUGCGCCGCCCCAUAACCCCGCGGGGUCCGCCGGGGGCCCGCUGACCCUCAAUUCGGUGCCGCUGGGUAACCAGGUGUUUGGCGGGGAGGGGGGGCCAGGCGGGGGCUCCGAGCCGUGCCCGUGCCGGCUGAAGGCGCUGAUCGUCUGCCAGGGCUGCGGCGCGUUCUGCCACGACGAUUGCAUCGGGCCGUCGAAGCUGUGCGUUGCCUGCCUCAUGGUCAGAUGACACGCGCUGCGCUCGCCUCCCGCGAGCCCCCCCGGCCCCCCCGGCACGUUUCUUUUCUAAGCCCCCCCCUCCCCCCCCUACCCCUCCCCCCGUCGUCGUUUUGUUCGUCCCGUCACUCUUGCCUCAUGGACCCGAGCGGAGAAGAAGAUAACUUAUUUUUUACGUUUUCACUGCACAUGGUUUUUAACAUUGUAUUUUUUAAGACACUAUAAUAAUAUCCAGCCUCGUAAGGUUAUAUAAAAAAAUGUAUAAUAAAUAAUUACGGACUGGUAAAGCAGUGAGGAGAUCAAAAAGAUUAAACUAUUUAAGCUUUAAGACAAAGCCUAACCUUUCCAUGUCGUGCGAGCUGCGGAAAUAAAGAGCUUAGUGUGAGA
Messenger RNA from Lethenteron reissneri (Far Eastern brook lamprey), 5995 nucleotides. Its product is annotated as putative Polycomb group protein ASXL2. Gene Ontology annotation, biological process: animal organ morphogenesis; positive regulation of transcription by RNA polymerase II. Lineage: Eukaryota; Metazoa; Chordata; Hyperoartia; Petromyzontiformes; Petromyzontidae. Gene Ontology annotation, cellular component: PR-DUB complex. Gene Ontology annotation, molecular function: chromatin binding; peroxisome proliferator activated receptor binding; DNA binding. The record is from RefSeq and is a predicted model, not a curated record.